Messenger RNA from Verticillium nonalfalfae, 1632 nucleotides. It is a transcript of the gene GUA1, whose product is annotated as GMP synthase (glutamine-hydrolyzing). The coding region runs from base 1 to 1632 and encodes 543 amino acids. The record is from RefSeq and is a predicted model, not a curated record. Gene Ontology annotation, biological process: GMP biosynthetic process. Gene Ontology annotation, molecular function: GMP synthase activity; ATP binding; GMP synthase (glutamine-hydrolyzing) activity. Lineage: Eukaryota; Fungi; Ascomycota; Sordariomycetes; Glomerellales; Plectosphaerellaceae. Gene Ontology annotation, cellular component: cytosol. The transcript has 18 exons.
AUGGGCGACAACAUCGAAGCGGCUGCGCCGCAUAGCACCUUCGACACCAUCUUGGUGCUCGAUUUCGGCUCUCAGACCAGUCAUCUCAUCCUACGUCGUCUGAGGUCGCUUAAAGUCUAUGCUGAAAUGCUCAGCUGCACCACCAAGCUUGCAGAUCUCACCUGGAAGCCUGCUGGAAUUAUUCUCAGCGGAGGUCCAUCCUCUGUUUACGAUGAAGGAGCUCCCCACGUCGAUCCUGCCGUCUUCGAUCUCGGAGUUCCUAUCCUGGGUAUCUGCUACGGCUGCCAGGAACUCGCCUGGCGUAUUGACGCACAGAAUGUCGCUCGCGGCUCUACCCGAGAGUACGGCGAGACGGAUCUUACCAUCCACAAGGUUAAUGACCAUGCCGACCGACUGUUCGACGGCCUUGGCGAUUCGCUGCAUGUCUUCAUGAGCCACUUCGACAAGCUGGUCCGUCUUCCUGAGGGCUUCGUGACUAUCGCUAGCACAAAGGGCGCUGAGUUCGCUGGCAUCGCCCAUCAGUCGAAGCCAAUCUUUGGAAUCCAGCUCCAUCCCGAGAUCUCUCACACGGCGCGAGGUACCGAGAUUCUUAGCAAUUUCGCCCUUAAGGUCUGUGGCGCACGCGCAGACUGGGAGAUGGAAAACUUUACCGAGAAGGAGAUUAUCCGGAUUCGGAAGCUUGUUGGAGAUUCCGCCCAAGUUAUUGGGGCUGUCUCCGGCGGUGUCGACAGUACCGUGGCUGCGAAACUGAUGAAGGAAGCCAUCGGCGAUCGAUUCCACGCUAUUCUUGUGGACACCGGUCUGAUGCGUCUGAACGAAUGCCCGCAAGUCAAGGAAUCUUUGGCGGAGCAUCUCGGCAUCAACCUCACGAUUGUGGAUGGGUCCGAGCUCUUCCUUAGCCGUCUUGCCGGGGUUCUCGAACCGGAGGCCAAGCGCAAGAUUAUCGGCGGGACUUUCAUCGACCUCUUUGAGAUUGAGGCACUCCGUAUUGAGAAGGAAGCAGAGCACACGGCUCUUGCUGGCAAGGUCGAAUGGUUCCUCCAAGGUACCCUCUACGCCGAUCUCAUCGAGAGCCUCAGCUUCAAGGGCCCGUCAGCUACAAUCAAAUCUCACCACAACGCCGGCGGACUCCCCGCACGGAUGCAAAACGGCGACGCGCAGCUCAAGCUGCUGGAGCCCCUCCGAGAGCUGUUCAAGGACGAGGUGAGGAGCUUUGGCCGCCAGCUGGGAAUCCACGAGGAUCUCAUCAUGAGGCAUCCGUUCCCCGGACCUGGCCUCGGCGUGCGCAUCAUAGGAGACAUUACAGCCGAAAAGGUCGAGAUCACGAGGAAGGCCGAUUUCAUCUUCAUGACAAUGAUCAAAGAGGCCGGCAUCUACAACGAGAUCACCCAAGCCUACGCUGCGCUUGAUUCGAACAAGGCCGUGGGCGUGCAGGGAGAUUCCAGGGUGUACGGGUACAUCUGCGUGCUGAGAGCUGUGACCAGCUUGGACAUGAUGAGCGCUGAGCCGUACGAAUUCUCGUGGAGCUUCCUCAAGGCCGUCAGCAGGCGGAUUAUCAACGAAGUCGACGGCAUUGCAAGGGUUGUUUACGAUACGACCUCGAAGCCUCCCGGCACGAUCGAACUGGAGUGA